CUGGAGGGAGGGUGGUGUGUGUGUGUGUUCCCCUCUGGCUGCUCUCCCUCUCUGCAGAGCUUGUAAUGUAGAGUAUGGUUCAUGCAUCAGCGCAGCUGGGUGGGGUCAGGAGGUUAUUGAUACACUCUGAGUCGAGGGGAACCUCCUGGAGAGCAUAAAUAGCAGAGAGCCGUGGGAGAGCCUCGCAGUCUCUGGCCCCAGACAGCCCAGGACAGGUGGUCUCCACGCCCGCCGCACGCUCCACGCUCCACGCUCCACGCUCCACGCUCCACGCCGCUCAGCUCCACUGCAUCUGCAUCUCAUCCUGUUCCAGUAUGGAAGUCGUUAUGUCCCCCAUCUGUGUGGACUGCUUGCUGGCCAUCAUCCUGACCCUGACCCUUAACACGCUAAGUGGAGUCAACUCGUUGCCUGUGAGUAGCGUGGAUCCCGUGUGCAGCGCCACCAACACGGCCAAGUACAGCUUGAAGUUUACGGGCAGAUGGAGCCAGACUUCCUUCCCAAAGCACUAUCCCCUUUACCGGCCCCCCGCCCAGUGGACCCCCGUCUUCGGGGUAACUCACAGUUCAGACUACCACAUCUGGCAGAGCGACGCGUACGCCAGCAAUGGGGUCAGGGAGUUCACAGAGAAGGGAGAAGCGUGGACGCUCAUCCAUGAGGUGGAAGCGGCGGGGGAGAAGAUCCAGAGCGUCUACGGCUUAUUCUCCGCACCCGCCGUGCUGGACGGGACGGGCCUGACCAACGCAGAGUUUGAGGUCUUUGCAAGGCACUCUUUUCUGUCCUUCAUCGUGCGGAUUGUGCCGAGUCCUGAUUGGUUCAUAGGUGUGGACAGCCUGAACUUAUGUGAUGGAGAUCACUGGAAAGAAAGCAUCCAUCUGGACCUGUACCCGUAUGAUGCGGGGACCGACAGUGGCUUCACCUUCUCCUCGCCCAACUUUGAAACCCUGCCUCAGGAGAAAGUCUCACCGAUCACUUCAUCUUCUCCCAGUCACCCAGCCAACUCGUUCUAUUACCCCCGAUUAAAGCACCUACCCCUGGCCAAGGUCACUCUCAAGAAGAUGAAGAACAAUCUGGUCUUCAGCCUGCCCGUGGAACCGACCCAAUCAAACCAGAUCCCUGACGGCAAUGAAAUAGAAGGAUCCCUCAUAAAUACUCCGCUUGACUGUGAGGUGUCUGCGUGGUCGUCCUGGGGUCUGUGCAAGGGGAAGUGUGGCGAGCCUUGGGUGAGGCACAGGACUCGCUACAUCCAUCUGCACCCUGCAAACAACGGCUCACCAUGCCCCCCUCUGGAGGAAGAGAGGAACUGCAGCCCAGACAACUGUGUUCCUGUGGUGUCACCACCGCCGCCCUCCUCCUCUACGCCCAGAGGCCACUGAGGGAGCACAGGACACGUUCUUGCCUCUUCAGGCGUCUCUUCAGGCGUCUCUACAGAAGAUGACUGCAUUCAAGCUCAGUCAUGGCACACACACACACACACACACACACACACUCUCUCUCCCGGACUGCAUUCAAGCUCAGUCAUGGAAGUCAUCUGGAAGUGUUUAACUGCCCAUUAUGACACACACACACACACUCUCUCUCUCUCUCCCGGAGCUCAACACACACACACACGCACACACGCACACACACACACACACACACACACACACACACACACACACACACACACACACACACACACACUCUCCUGGAAAAAUCCACUCUUGACAUUCGAAAUCUGUGGUUAUAACAAAUGCUGAAGUAACAUCCUCAUAAAUCAAAUUCCCACACUGUUCACUCUACCCGCAUUGUGAACACUCACAGCCCUGUUUUAUAUAAGAGUACUAACUGUCCUCCAGAUGAUUAGACAGCAUUACUAGACCAUUAAGUAGAACACAUUGUAAAGGGAAGGAUCCGUCCGUCUGAAGCAGGACGAGGGACUUAAAUGUGCUGUAUUUAUUUUGUCAUUUUGUACAUUGUUUGUGAUAAACUACCUGUAAAUAAAACUGUGUUCAAUAACU
This is a messenger RNA of Clupea harengus (Atlantic herring), 1997 nucleotides long. It is a transcript of the gene spon2b, whose product is annotated as spondin 2b, extracellular matrix protein. Gene Ontology annotation, cellular component: extracellular matrix. The record is from RefSeq and is a predicted model, not a curated record. Gene Ontology annotation, biological process: cell adhesion. Lineage: Eukaryota; Metazoa; Chordata; Actinopteri; Clupeiformes; Clupeidae.